Messenger RNA from Nicotiana attenuata, 1244 nucleotides. RefSeq names its product transcription factor bHLH139-like. The record is from RefSeq and is a predicted model, not a curated record. The transcript is spliced from 5 exons. Bases 31 to 993 code for a protein of 320 amino acids. Gene Ontology annotation, cellular component: nucleus. Gene Ontology annotation, biological process: regulation of transcription by RNA polymerase II. Lineage: Eukaryota; Viridiplantae; Streptophyta; Magnoliopsida; Solanales; Solanaceae. Gene Ontology annotation, molecular function: DNA-binding transcription factor activity, RNA polymerase II-specific; RNA polymerase II cis-regulatory region sequence-specific DNA binding; protein dimerization activity.
UUCCUUGAGGUUGUUGUUUGUAAUAAGAGCAUGAAUCCUUUGGCAGCCAUGUCUGAAGGGGAAUGGAGCUCCUUCAGUGGAAUCUAUUCUACUGAUCAGGAUGCUAAAUUCAUGUCACAGUUGCCUGACAACUGUUCACUUACAAAUGAGCUACCAAUUAGUACUUCAUUGACUAGUUAUGAAUCAACUGUGAGCACUAACAAUAGUAUAAACUUUUUUUCACAAGGAAGUAGUUACAGUGGUUGUAGUAGUUUUCCAUUUUCCCCUCUGCCGAGUCAUGAAAGCAGCUACUACCCGAGUCAUUUUCGAUCAAAUGUGAUGAUAAGAAACGAUAGUUCAAUAAUAAUGGAUCGAUAUGGCAUGGACGUGGAAGGUGAAAACAUAAUUAGUUCACCCUCGCUUACUAAUUACAAUGCAAUGAUUGAAGUGGAUGAUUUCCUUAUUAACCAAGAUAUGAGCAAUGAUAGCAUGGAGUCUGGUGAAAACAUGCCUAUAGAAGACAAGGUGGAUAGUCCACCAGACAGCUCUAAGAAAAGAUCCCGGCGGCUGCUUGGGGAUGCGAUCCAAAAUAACAAGAGAAGCGUAAAGCUGAAGAAGACUAGCUGUGAGAUGGAUGAGGAAAACAAGACAGCGAUUCUGAGACAGAACUCUAUGAUCAGUUGCUGCUCAGAAGAUGAAUCUGUUAAUGUUUCUCACGAGUUAACCCGAAAAACCAGAGCCAGCAGGGGUUCAGCAACUGAACCCCAGAGCUUGUAUGCCAGGAAACGAAGAGAGAGGAUUAAUGAGAGGCUGAGAAUCUUGCAGAAUCUCGUCCCUAAUGGAACAAAGGUUCAUAUUAGCACCAUGCUUGAAGAGGCUGUCCAGUAUGUCAAAUUCUUGCAACUCCAGAUCAAGCUCUUGGGGUCUGAUGAUCUAUGGAUGUAUGCUCCCAUUGCAUACAACGGAAUGGACAUUGGGCUUGAUCUCAUGAAGAUGGACACUCCAAAAUCAUAAUGUUGAAAAAUUAAAGCUCCACACAUGCAUGACGUACGAUACUAGAUUUCUAUAUGAGUAAAUUGAGAGCAUUAUCAUGCAACGCAAGGAGAAAGAAAUUAUUGUCAUAAAUGGUGCUGAAUCAAGACUCAUCUAAUUGUAUAUGGGACUGAUUAUUAUCUUAUCCAUGAGGAGUAAUGAUUCUUCUGAUUGAAUAUUCAAAUGUAGAAAUAAGCUGCCACCUCAACAUGAUGAAGGAAAUUUAGGUGCUU